AUGACUUCAAUUUGUCGGAAAGGGCUCGCAAGAUUUUCUGCCUAUUUGAUUUUUGGAAAAUGGAAGGCGGGAUCUUCUGCUUCUUCUGUCCAUGAAUUUUCCUGUCGGUUCAGGGUUUGUCCAAUCGGAGCCGCUCACCGGAUGAGCACGGUGGCCGACACCGUGAUUUCAGAUCCCACAGAACAAAAGAUUGCAUCUUUAGCAUCUCCUUGGUUGAUGCUGCCUCCCGUCUUCGAAGGCGCCCCCAACGCCGCCCCAACCAUGCGUUACAAGUUCUACAGCCUCUCGGAAGACAGAGUGGUGUCUACAGCCGCGAAAAAGGAUUUCAUGGGAGACAUGAUGGAUAUUGUGGGCUCUUCUCACGGUUGGCUUUCCCUGCUCAACCCCAACACCCUAGACAUGUUCCUCUACAACCCCAUCUCCGGCUGCUACGUAAAGCUUCCCCCAAUUAACAACCUGCUGGUUGCCUCCCGCUACAGCUCGAUGUGUGUGGAUAAGGUAAUCCUAUCAUGCUCUCCGGAUGAUGAUGAACAAAAUUGCCGUGCCAUUAUGACUUACAAUUGCCCCGCUGUGAUGGCCUACUGCUGCCCUGGGUCCAGCAAGGAGUGGACCUGUAUUGUGGAUGGGGAGAUAAGCACCAAUGUCGGUUGGUACAAGAAUUGUGUAUAUUCCAAAGAACAUCAACUCUUGUUUGCCCUCACCAGCUCUUUUGACUUGGUGUCUUGGGACCUUGGGGACCCUCUGUCCCCGAGUCUUGUUGACUACCGGAAAAUGGAUUUUCCGGAGGAAAAGAAGCUGUGGCGUCCCAAAGACCUGACAUGUGAGUCUGUGGAGCAUCUGGUGGCUGCUGGGGAGGAUCUCCUCUUGGUGACUCAGUAUGUGCUGAUGAGCGUGCUCCCCGACGGUUUGUAUAUUGACACGAAUAACGACCCCACCGGCUCUAUCUACGAACAAGGCUUUCCAUAUAUGACUAUUGAUUUUGAUGUUGAGAGAUAUGAUCCUGCCACUGCGGGCGUUGAGUGCGUGGAGGAUUCGUUCCUGGGUGGGUGGGCUCUGUUUGUUGGCUACUACAGCCAUGCAGUUGCUUUGCCAGUGGCCCAUUACCCGGAGGUUGUCAAGCCCGGAUCCAUUUACUUCACUGAUGUUUUGAGGCCUUGGAUUGGAUUUGGUGAAUAUCCAUGUGGAGGCCAUGACGUUGGCAUUUUCAGUUAUGAAAGCAAGACGGUGUCUUCGUGCUACUGUCCAUGUGAUGCUCAGAGCUUGAAAAAGAUUUCCCCGGGACCUAUGUGGUACUUCCCAAGUCCCGGCUGA
Striga hermonthica is the source of this 1311-nucleotide messenger RNA. Lineage: Eukaryota; Viridiplantae; Streptophyta; Magnoliopsida; Lamiales; Orobanchaceae. The record is from the annotation of a GenBank genome assembly.